UCCUCAUCCGCAACAAAUUUCAAAAACGCAGAAAAACCCACAUACCCAAUCGAUAAAUUUCCUGAUUUCCCCCACAAAAAUACAAAAUCAUGAUGAAAGUUCCCAUUUUUGCCCUUCUGAUCUGCCUCCCCUUUGUCUUGUCGAACGGGUACGGCGGCAUGGUCGGGGGAAGGAGGCAGAUCGAGAACGUGAAGUCGAACAAGGAGGUUCAAGAGUUGGGGAGGUUUUCGGUGGCGGAAUAUAACAGCAGGCAGAAGGCAAGCCGGAAGAUGGACAGCGGCGGAGAGCUUCAAUUUUUAGAGGUGGUGGAGGCGCAGAGCCAGGUGGUUUCUGGCAUCAAGUACUACCUCAAGGUGUCGGCCGUGAGGAAUGGGGCGCGCAUGUUGUUCGAUUCGGAGGUGGUGGUGAAGCCGUGGCUCCGUUCCAAGCAAUUGCUCAACUUUGCCCCUCAUGCUCCCAAUUGAUUGAUUCGAAUUCCAAUUCCAAUUCAUAAUGUUUGAAUUGGGGUUUUGGGGGGUGUCUGGUCUCGGAUCUGUGUUUGUGUUUGCUUGUACUAAAUUACUAAUCUCGUUGUAUCUCAUGUUUUUUCUUUCUU
Messenger RNA from Pyrus x bretschneideri (Chinese white pear), 595 nucleotides. Its product is annotated as cysteine proteinase inhibitor B. The coding region runs from base 90 to 464 and encodes 124 amino acids. The record is from RefSeq and is a predicted model, not a curated record. Gene Ontology annotation, molecular function: cysteine-type endopeptidase inhibitor activity. NCBI's taxonomy places the organism in Eukaryota, Viridiplantae, Streptophyta, Magnoliopsida, Rosales, Rosaceae. The transcript has a single exon.